Molecule: messenger RNA, 2822 nt
Organism: Drosophila guanche
Lineage: Eukaryota; Metazoa; Arthropoda; Insecta; Diptera; Drosophilidae
Gene: Dop1R1
Product: dopamine receptor 1
Exons: 6
Coding region: 1-1539 (512 amino acids)
Biological process (GO): adenylate cyclase-activating adrenergic receptor signaling pathway
Cellular component (GO): membrane
Molecular function (GO): G protein-coupled receptor activity
Source: RefSeq, a predicted model, not a curated record
AUGACAAAUGCAAUGAGUGCUCUUGCAGCGCUCGCUCUAACAGCGGCCGGGGCAGCGGCAGUGGCUGCAUCUGCGGCCGGCGGCAGGAGCAACCACAGCAGUCCCUUCCUGACCAACAGCAACGCCAGCCACAGCACCGCCAGCGCCGCCGCCGGGUCCAUCAGCAGCAGCAUCGGCAUGGCCAUCAGCAACAGUAGCAGCAUCAGCGGCAGCGGAAUCAGUCGGAAUGGCACGCUGCUGGAGGCCGAUCACCUGCCGCUGCAGUUGACAACCGCCAAGGUGGACAUGGACUUUGAAAUCGACAUACAACUGCUGACCAAUGGCUAUGAUGGCACAACGCUGACAUCGUUCUACAAUGAGAGCAGCUGGACAAAUGCCUCCGAAAUGGAUACAAUAGUUGGUGAGGAACCGGAGCCGCUGUCCCUUGUGUCAAUUGUUGUUGUUGGCAUCUUCCUAUCGGUGCUGAUAUUCCUAUCCGUGGCCGGGAAUAUUCUCGUCUGUCUGGCCAUCUACACGGAGCGCAGCCUGCGACGCAUCGGCAACCUGUUCCUGGCCUCAUUAGCGAUUGCGGAUCUGUUUGUGGCCUCCCUGGUGAUGACAUUCGCAGGCGUCAACGAUUUGCUGGGAUAUUGGAUCUUUGGAGCGCAAUUUUGUGACACUUGGGUGGCCUUUGAUGUCAUGUGCUCGACGGCGUCAAUUCUGAAUCUGUGCGCAAUAUCAAUGGACCGCUACAUUCACAUCAAGGAUCCGCUCAGAUAUGGCCGCUGGGUGACACGACGCGUGGCUGUUAUUACCAUUGCCGCCAUUUGGCUGUUGGCCGCAUUCGUCUCGUUUGUGCCAAUCUCCCUGGGCAUCCAUCGGCCCGACCAGCCGAUGAUAUUCGAGGAUAAUGGCAAGAAGUAUCCGACAUGCGCCCUGGAUCUCACGCCCACAUAUGCCGUCGUCUCCAGCUGUAUCAGUUUCUACUUGCCCUGUGUGGUCAUGAUUGGCAUCUACUGUCGUUUGUAUUGCUAUGCUCAGAAGCAUGUCAAGUCCAUCAAGGCAGUGACCCGACCCGGCGAGGUGGCCGAGAAGCAGCGCUACAAGAGCAUUCGUCGCCCCAAGAUGACGCCCAAGAAGUUCAAGGUGCGCAAUCUGCACCACAGCUCGCCGUACCACGUCUCGGACCACAAGGCGGCGGUGACUGUGGGCGUGAUUAUGGGCGUGUUCCUCAUCUGCUGGGUGCCCUUCUUCUGUGUGAAUAUUACGGCGGCAUUCUGCAAGACCUGCAUCGGCGGACAGACCUUCAAGAUCCUCACAUGGCUGGGCUACUCGAAUUCUGCGUUCAAUCCAAUCAUCUACUCGAUCUUCAACAAGGAAUUCCGGGACGCCUUCAAGCGCAUCCUGACCAUGCGCAAUCCCUGGUGCUGUGCCCAGGACGUGGGCAACAUUCAUCCGCGGAACAGCGACCGCUUCAUCACCGACUAUGCUGCCAAGAAUGUGGUCGUGAUGAACUCGGGCCGCUCCAGUGCCGAGCUCGAGCAGGUCUCUGCGAUUUGACCAAAAGGCGGCUACACCGGAGCCAACUGGCUGCCGUGCUGCUACGGCUGCGGCUGUGGCGGCCUCCGGGUAGACGAUGACGACGACGGAGCACUCACCUCGCGCUAUGUUCCAUGAGAUUCGGUCACGGCGCCAACGGCCACCAUUGUGGAGACCGUCGAGGCCGCCCAAAUGGAAACGGAGUUGCUCUAAAGCCACAAAACACUGGGUUCCUACUCGCCACCAACUGGAUCUCUUACACGAAACCAAAGCAAUCCCGAGUCCCUCCUUCCUACCAACAUUAGUAACAGACCCCACAACAACCCUAAAAAAAUCGAAAGCAAAAUGGAAACCUGUAAGUAUUAUCAGCGCGUCGCAGAGACAAAGCAAUAAACUAUGCGUAUACUUAAUCGUAUCUAGCAUUAAGGCCCCAUCCCUAUUAGAGUCCUAUACAACCACAAACGACGCCCAAGACGUGAUUAGGUCUAAGAUCUUACCCCGCACUCCUCACUCCAAAGAGCUUUCUGUCCAAGUUCCUGUUUGGUUAUUCAUGGCAGUUUUUGCAAUCGUUUGGGAUCCAUGCAAAUGCGAUUAUUAUAGAGUGACACAUGUCACUUACCACACUCACACCAACACUCACACCAACACACAAAUACACAUUUACAUUGGCUGUCACAACAGUGUCCUGUAGGAGCAAGAGAAAAGAACGCUGCACACAUCGCGGCGCCCUCAUGUUGGACGAGGCGGCAAAAGCUUUACAUUUGAUUUAUUGAUGAGAAUUUAUGGCCAUUGAACGGGCGUAGCUGCCAACUGCAGUCGUAAAUCAUCCAAAAUGAUUAUUGUUAUGGCUAAACCAAAUGGCAUUACCACUCCAACCCCAUCGCUAUUCCUGCGUUGCUUUGUUGUAAAAAUAUACAUCCCCGCGUGAGUAUGCAAUGUUUAGUUGGCCUCAACUUUUUUAUCGGACACCCCCACUGAAAAGUUUCCAGACUCAUUUGAAUUUAUGCGGGUAAGAAUCUGUAUGGCUCCGCUCUGCUCAACAAUAUUAAUUAAGCCAACUGUGAUUGACACUCGCAAAGGAGGAACAAAAGGUAGCUGCUCUCCAGCUACCCUUACAGGUAUAGGGUGAACCGCCAAGCGGCUGUUUAUUCUGAUCAAUCGCAAGACCCUCGCCGGGUAGUGUACAUUACUCGUGGCAAUCUCAGUCGAAAGGUUAACCGUGAAGCAUUUGGGAGCUUCAGCUCUGAUUACCGAAUGAUUUAAUGAGCCGCACCUGCAAACAGGCAACAGAUACAGCCGUGAAU